Molecule: messenger RNA, 690 nt
Organism: Mesorhabditis spiculigera
Lineage: Eukaryota; Metazoa; Nematoda; Chromadorea; Rhabditida; Rhabditidae
Source: the annotation of a GenBank genome assembly
AUGGUGGAGGGCGGCGUGGCCAUCGUCAAGUACAUCCUAUUCCUAUCUAAUUUGGUGUUAUGGGUGGGCGGCCUGGGGCUGAUCAUCACCGGGACCGUGAUGCAGCUCAAAUUCCCGUUGUUAUUCGAUUUAUUAGGGGAUGAACGGUUAGCGACACCAAUAGUGCUGAUCGGCCUCGGCUGCAUGUGCACGCUGCUCGGAUUUUUGGGUUGCUGCGGAGCGAUCCGCGAGAACUACUGCCUGACCGUGUCAUUUGCCGUGCUGUUGGCGCUCGUUUUGAUGGUCGAAACGGCAGCCAUUAUUGCCGGCUACGCGCUGAUAGACCCGCUAGAGAAAAGUCUGGGCAAGGAGUUGACGGAUGGGCUGAAACGAUACGGCAAAGCCGAUGGGGUGACACUCGCGUGGGACGGCAUGCAACAGGAAUGGGACUGCUGCGGCGUCUACAACUCGUCCGAUUACGCCGGAAAUUUGCCCGAAUCGUGCUGCGUGAAUCCGGUUUACGGAUGCAUCAAAAACAAGGCGCCGAUCCACACGACCGGAUGUCUGGGACAAGCGCAGAAACUAAUCGGCCAACACACUUUCAUCGUCGGCAUAAUUUCCACCGUGCUAGUGACUCUGCAGGUGCUGGGCGUCUGCUUUGCUUGUUGUCUUUCAAAGAGCAUCCUCAAAGACUUCCACGACUUUUACUAC